Penicillium maclennaniae is the source of this 855-nucleotide messenger RNA. Its product is annotated as glycosyl hydrolase family 15. Gene Ontology annotation, molecular function: glucan 1,4-alpha-glucosidase activity. Gene Ontology annotation, cellular component: fungal-type vacuole. The transcript has 4 exons. Lineage: Eukaryota; Fungi; Ascomycota; Eurotiomycetes; Eurotiales; Aspergillaceae. The coding region runs from base 1 to 855 and encodes 284 amino acids. The record is from RefSeq and is a predicted model, not a curated record. Gene Ontology annotation, biological process: polysaccharide metabolic process.
AUGUUCGGCCACAACAUUUUGACCCUGGCAUUGCUGGCAUCGCUAGCCCCAGCAGUGACCUUCAUCCAGUCGGAGACCUCAAUUGCCCUCCAAGGGGUGCUGUAUAACGUUGGUGCGAAUGGGACUAACGUGGCGGGUGCUUCCUCUGGCGUUGUGGUGGCAUCACCAUCCAAAUCGAAUCCCAACUAUUACUAUACAUGGACACGAGAUGCGGAUCUGACGCUGGCCAUGGUAGUGGAAAGCUUCAUAGCCGGAGAAACCUCUUUGGAAACCGUGAUUCAACAGUAUAUCGCAGCCCAGGCCACGGUGCAGACGAUAUCGAGCCCAUCAGGCGGUUCAUCUGACGGGGCAGGCCUUGGAGAGCCGAAGUUCAAUGUCAAUUUGACAGCUCUCUUAAAAGGGGACUGGGGACGUCCUCAACGCGACGGUCCUGCUCUGCGUGCCUCGGCUCUCAUUGCAUACGGAAAUUAUUUAGUCAGCGCUGAAAAAGAUCUUCGAUUCUUCCGGGAUCUCUUGUCCUCCGCAGAAAUCGGAAAUGACUCUAGCUCCUUAUCGACAUACUCAUCUAUCGCGAGCGCAUUCAAGGCCUACGCAAAUGGAUUUUACUCAAUUGUGGAGCAAAACACGCCCAACAGUGGAUCCCUGGCAGAGCAGUUCAGUCGGGACACCGGUACCGCACUCUCCGCCCGCGAUCUCACUUGGUCCUAUGCUGCUUUCCUCACUGCAGCAGCUCGCAAGUUGGAACUGUUCCUGCCAGUUGGGGGGCCUCCAAAGCCAACCAAGUGCCAUCCCAGUGCCAAGGCAGCUCUGUUUCUAAGGCUUACACAGCUGCGACGCUUUCAGCGUGGUGAUUGA